AUGAGCACUUUCUUAACCUAAGGAAGUUACUCUAGCGGAUAGAAUACUGCAAAAUCAAAGCAAACUCCUUAAAAUGAUCAAUAAUUGCAGAGUUCUUUGCUCUAUGCGCCAUUUGUAAAACCAACUGAUAAGAUAAGAAAAGAUGUAGCAGAGCUUAGUUUCUCUGAUUUUCAGCCAAAGAGGUUCGCUUUGAGUUAUAAUCCUCCUGUUAUAGUGCUUGAGUAUUUGGUACCAUCAACAGGAAAGCUCUAUCACCAUAAGAUGAAACUAAGGCAGCUUAAUCAUGAGAGUGAGCCUUAAGAUAUGUUAGAUUAUCUUAAGAAGAGGCAUCCUUUGUACUUCAUGCCUAAUAAGCUGAAUCAUAAGUAGAUUGAGGAUUUGAUAAAAAAACUCAUAUUCAAAGUUAAACAACAAUAUUAGGCUACUGCUGGCAAAGAUAAAUUAACUGAUAAAACAUCAAACGUAGUAAAUAAAACUGAGACAAAACAGUCCUCAUCAUCAUUGACAGCUUUAGACAAAGCUCCAACAUUGAAGCCACAAACUUCAUCAAGUAUAGCUUAGUAAAACUUGCCCUCGAUUGGUGGAGGUGGUUCUACCUCAGCCUUCAAGUCUGGAAGCUCUUUACCAUCUAUUAGCAAUGAUGAUAAAAAGGGAACUACAAAUCUUUACGGGAAUAAAUAGAAGGAAGACUAAAAGAAAUUUGAGGAUGACUUUGGUGAUGACUUCGAAGAUGACUUUGAAGAUGAGGAAGAGGAUGGAGAUGGUGAUUUCGAUGCAAAUGAACUACUCAAUCUAACUGACUAUCAAAAUAAGAGAAAGCAAUCACAGCAAAUGUCUAGUAACACCAAUACAAAUAAGUAUAAUCCGACAGUGGGAAAAGAUGGAGCAAUUGAAAUAAGUAAUGAUGAUGAUGAAUUUGAAGAUGACGGGGAUGCUUGGGGAGACGACUGGGGUGAACCAAAACAAAAGAAAAUUGAUUUCGAUAAAUUUGAUUACUAAAAUACAAAUCUCAAUAAACUAUCCACUGAGCAGAUAGCUGCUCAUAAAAAGAAGAUGGAUGAGAAGUUCAACAAAAAUCUACUAAAACCUGGUGAUUCAGGAUUUGUCUAUGAUAAAAGAAUAGAAUUCACAAAAGGUCCCACAAAGAAAGUGGACACUAGUUGGGAUGAAGGAGAAGAUGACGUAGAUGAAUACUUUGACGAUGACUUCAUGUGA
Messenger RNA from Stylonychia lemnae, 1215 nucleotides. The record is from the annotation of a GenBank genome assembly. Lineage: Eukaryota; Ciliophora; Spirotrichea; Sporadotrichida; Oxytrichidae.